AUGUUCAAGAGACAUCGGGCUGCGGCGCAUCCGCUCCCCCAGCAGCCGCCCAAUGCGUCUGCAUCUCUUGCUGCCUCCAAAGCGUUCAUGAAGAAUCGCGAAUCCAAUGGCGCCCUAUCUUCUGCGGCAGCGGCCGCCGCCUUGCGCACCCACACGACCUCCCCAACCCCCGUGGGCGAUACAAUCACGAAGCGGAUGGUCCGGAAAGCCUCGACUUCGUCACAGGGCAGCGGGAGCCAGCAACACCCCGGGCUGCGACGACAUUCCAGCUCAGGUUCUAUGACAGAGCGGUCAUUUCGCGCACCUUCCCCUAGCCGAACUGCCUCAAGUAUCGACCGUCAUCACGAUGCUCCUCCAGUUCCCGCGGUCCCGAAACACGUUCCCACCGUCUCCACGGCCCAUCGUCGCGCUUCUAGUCUCGAGCCGACAAACCGAGGAGGUUCGCCGGUAGCACGAGGUGGGGGUAGGGGUGUCAGUCUGGAUCGAGGGGUUGCGGGCUCGCCCUUGCGAACACAGGCGCAUUCUUCUUCAUACGGAACGGGCCUAACCCAAGUGCCCGAGGACGACGCGGAUGGCAAUUCGCGAUCUGUAAACUUCUCCAGACCCAUAUCUCCACCACCGGCCCCUUCGUCUCCUAGGCCUGCAUCGGCCAAUCGGGGAGGUCACGGCGGAUGGCACGCAGGUCCCAUUGUAAACCCAAAUGCAACGUUCAGAGGGAGCAAUAAGUCGCGAACGCAGAAUUCGGAGGGGUCCGGGGAUUACACCACUUACAGUACCCAGCAGUCCAUCCAGAAUGCGACAAACAGGCCAGUGUCGACAAAUAGGAACGACUUAGCCCACGGCGUAGAAGGUGCUCGUUUGGCUACAGGGAGCAUGCGUGCAAGGCCUAGUGGCACCAGCGUGCAAUCGCAAAUAGUCUCCCAUGCGCCCCCGCAGCCCGUAGAUCCCAAAUCUCCAUACGCGGUCUACGAUCCCUCUUCACGAACCUUCAUUCACAAACAGGCUGCGAUGCAGAGAUUUCGAGCAUUGAGUGAAGAGGACGUAAGUUCACCGCCAGAGUAUAUGGUGCAUUCUACUCCUCCUUCACAGCCACGACAGGCUCCGCAUCCAAGAGUAUCUAUCCCAGCACCAACGCCGCAACCUCCACAAUACCAAGCUGCAGCUACACCAAGCCCGCCCGCAACACAUCAUUCAGAAACGCGGACCACUCAAGAACAGCCCCACGCGCCAGGUCCAAGAUAUCAGGAGGAGUCUAUAGACCGAAGAGAGCCAGUGCCUAAUCUAUCUCCACUCGGCGGUGCUAACAUGCUUGCGAGACAACGUUCAGAGGAUUUUGCCGGCUCAGAUAUUAGACCUUCCGUUGAUACUAAUGCGAAGCAUAUCCAGGAUAAGGCGGAACCUACGACGAUCGAAGAGAGUCCUGUGUCGCCCAACUUCGCUCCGAAUCAGGACAGUGCGUAUCCAAGAAUAUCGACUCCCACCUUGCCCCCUACGACAGACGAUGUUGCUCCAAAAGGACGGGGAAGCAACCGCUCGGAUCGAACGCAGUCAUUGAGCCCACCUCGCAAUGCCCACUUCGCUGCGAUCAAUGUUGAACUUUCCGAUGGUGUUCGACAUCAUCCCCCACCAAGAUCUGUCUCUCCCGCCAAAUCAGCCUUGAAACCUUCGCCUUCGGUAUCGCGUCGGAAUAGCUCUCCGAUCGCGAACAACGGCCGGGUUUCAAGUAUAGGACCGUCUAGCGAGGCUUCUGACACAACCUCUGAUGACGGAACUCGGAGAAAGAAGAAGAAUGUCAGGGUAAGCUUUGACGAAGAAGCAGUCGUUGCUGGUACUUCUGCGUAUGCUGAAGCUGAGACACCGUCAUCUCCAACUGGUCUGGGGCACUCAAAAUGGAGUCCGCAGAAUCAAGAGCAAGAUCCAGAAGAUUUCAUGACACCUCGGCCAGUUCUCCCUUCAUUUGGCAGUAUUCGAAACAGGCAUCGUCGGGAUGAAGAAGUUGAUACUCCUGAAAAGGUCACUGAGACUGUUUCGUCUUCAAUGUCGACAUCAGUAGCUUCCAUGAAAGAUUCUCACCAUGCAUCAAGCGACCAUGCGAUUGGCGGCAUCCUAGUUCAAGACUUUGCUGCCAAAAGAGACCCCAACGAGCCCCUCCCUCCAGAGGUCACUACAGUGGAGGGAACUGGCUAUGGUUCGGAAUCUGAUUCGAGCAGUGGGACGGGAUAUGAUGAGAUAGUUGCUCAGCCUGUGCAGAACUCACAGUCGAGUAAACCCGAGGCUCGUUCUGUACCGGCUUUGGAGCCCAAGACGUUGACCACACCAGCGCAAGACAGAAACGUUCCAAUACAGGUGCCCGCAAUAGCUGUCCAGCCCGCCAGUCCUAGUCCAAAGGUAGAAAAGCCGGAACCGCUGUUUGAUUUGAGUACACCGACCAAGCCAAUUUCGAGUGAUUCUACGAAUGGAUCAAGCGAGAUACCGUCGAACACAGUCGCGGAAUCCCACGCUAGCACCGAAUCAAAGGUUCAUCGUCCGGUCUUGCCAGGAGCAUGGGAUGAGGAUGAGGAAUCAGAAGCCGAACAUGAACCAGAACAGGCUCCAGAAACGAAAUCGUCCGCAAAGCCCCAGAUAACGAUCCAGGAACCACCCAAACCAAUUGGCAUUUAUGGUGGGAGUGGCAUCCGUCACCAUCAAUUGAGUACAUUAGAGGAAGACGAUUCUAGCGAUGACGACAGCAGUAUCUACAGCGAUGCGUACGAAGACCUCGAGGAAGAUGGAGGCUUCGCUUCCAUUGAUGCUGUUGUAGAAAGUCCAAUAGUUGGCCCUACUUCCGGUUUGAUGUCUUCCAAAUACGCAGAUCAUGGCCUUCGCAACACCCAAGUUGCAGAAGCUACGAGCGAAGUUGCAGUCACAAAACAUGAAAAGGCCAAAUCAUCGGAGAAGCCCACGAACGACUGGCUUGAAGAACAACAACGGAUCAAUGAACCGGCUUCACUCAGUAAGCGCCCUCAGACACCGGCAGAACGAAAACCCGAAGUAGCAGCAGUUGCAAUCUCGAGCGAACCGACUAUAGUGACCAAGAGCCCUCCGCCUCCAUCACAACAACCUCGAAAAUCUGCCAUGAAGAAGAAAACAGCAGCACCACCGUCGCCAACCAGUGCCCAGCCAAAGCAAAUUCGACAGACUAUGCGAGGCACCUCUGGAGCUAUGGGGUCUCAUCAAACAGUAUCUUCAGGGGGUCAUAUGCGAAUGAGUAUGAGGGGAAGUGAGCCUUCUUCUCCGAGGGCAUCAACGGGUCUGGCUGCCUCGCGUUACAGUAAUGCACCUCCUGCCAGAGGUGCCUUGCAGAAAAGAAACAUGCCCGCAACAGGACCUGUACUCAGCGGUCGACCGCAAAGUGCUGCCGCGAAUGCCGCCUCGCGACCAAAAACUGCCCCUGCUCCCACCUAUGACGAUGACUCCGAUGCUUCAGCCAGUAGUUUUCAGAGGCAGAGACCACGACCACGCGGCGGCGAUAGUAGUCGAUAUACGAUGCGCGCUUCUAUGAGGGGCAAUGCGGCAUCUUCAUCGUACGAAUCUCACCGCCCUCGAUCAUUGUCGCCUGUUGGGAAGCCGUCUUCACCACCACCUACCAUGAGAAGAUCUAUGCGGCCUUCUUCACCCACGCCGGAAGUAAAGUCAUCUCGGUUCAGCAUCAGAUCUUUGUCGCCCGCUGGCCGUUUCCGACCCGGGAGGACUGUUUCCGAUGAUGCUCCGCCUGUUCCUCGACAGCCCUCGCCGCCUAAGAAAUCCAACAAAGUCUUUGGCAAGAAACAGAAGCCUCCCGCAGCACCGGUAUCUAAGCCAAGCUACAAGAGUCGCUUCGUCGAUUCAAGUGAUGAGGACGAAGAAUAUGACCGACCCCGCCGAUUCCAGAGUCGUUUUGUCGAUUCUGAUGAAGAGGAUUAUCAGCUACCACCUGAUCUUGCUCCUGUACGCGGUAUUCCUAAGCGAGCCGGGGAAGACGACGAUUCAACUGAUCUGGAAGAGGAAUUGGACGACGAGCUAUCACCUGCCAAGGUUCCACCGACUGACGAGAAACAAAAGCAGGUGACCAACGGCCACACGAAUGGUCAUGUUGCGUUCACGGCGAAUGCAUUGCACAAAAGUCAGCACGCGCCUACAGAUGGAGGCGUGGAUAAGAAAAAGGCAAAGCGAGGCUUUUUUGGCCUGGGUAAAAAGAAGCAACAAGCUCAGCCUCCAGUGACAGAACCUACCGUGGAACAUGAAAGAAGCGACGCCACCGACAUCCCGUACCCUCCAGAGCAGCGAAACCGCACACUCUCUCCAAUCGGCGAGGACGAAGACAAGGCAUUCGAGGCUAAUCCAGCCCCUCGGUCUCCCAAACUGCAGCGCCGCUCACAACCCAACCGAACCGUUUCGGACUCAUGGCCACUGCCAGGACCUCCAAGCGCGACGGAAACAGCAAGGCCCCAAAGUUCUGACGGUAUGCCGGGACGUCGGAUAUCGAUGCGACCGACACUGAGCAAGCGGCAUUCGUCCCAAACAGCAGAUACGAAACCAACGAUGGAUCGAGAGCUUAGUAAAGAUACCAUUGUCGGUCGCACGGGAAAGAAGAAGAAGUUCCAAGGCCUCAGGCGGGUUUUUGGGUUGAAUGACUGA
Aaosphaeria arxii CBS 175.79 is the source of this 4656-nucleotide messenger RNA. RefSeq lists its product as uncharacterized. The record is from RefSeq and is a predicted model, not a curated record. The coding region runs from base 1 to 4656 and encodes 1551 amino acids. The transcript has 2 exons. NCBI's taxonomy places the organism in Eukaryota, Fungi, Ascomycota, Dothideomycetes, Pleosporales.